AUGAACAAAUACACUUUAGAGUUUAAAUACAAAUCCUUUGAAGAUGAAUAUUAAUAAUAAAGAAUACAUACUAUCAGUAUACCUGUGUUUAAAUUUGGAUCUGCUUGCAUAUUAGUUGUAGCCACCCUUAAACUAAUAACAUUAGUUCUUCAAAAUUAAUUAGAUUUAGUACCAAUCUUGAUUGCAUGCCAAGUUUACACGUUAUUAUCAUUUCUUUUUUUGCAUUUCAAAAUACACAAAAUAAACAUUUAGCUCAUAUUGUUAGCAUACAUAUUAAUUGCUUAUGAGCUUAUAAUAAAAACUGACACUAGUCCUCAAGCGUUAUCAUUAUACUAAAGCAAUUUUACAAUGUGUGGUGUCAUUAUAAUACUAAUUUCAGAAUUUAAAGAAUCUUUAGUUAUUAUAAUAUCAACAUUCUUAUUUAAGAUAAUUUACACUAUGGUUGUGGAAACAUAAAAAUCUUAUCUCAUCUAUUUUUCAACACUAUUUUUGAUGCUUUUCAUGUGUUUUUUUUCAUAUAAAUUAAAUACCUUAAAUAGAACAAGCUUCCUUUUGAGUUAAUAUGAUUACAUGUGGGGUAUGAAUUAAAAUAUUUUUAGAAAGUGUUUUUCCAAAAAUUGUUGAUAAUCCAUAUAUAAUAUUUUCAUUCAGUGAAGAUAAGCUAGAAUUUUUAUUUAAAUCUUAAAGUAAGAUGCCAUUUGAGUGCAAUAAUUCCAAAUAAUUAAAAACCUUUUUAAGAGAAUGGAAUUACAAUUUGGAAUCAUUAGAAAAUACUUUUUAUAAAUUAUACUAAAAUUAAGCUCUUAAUGAAUUCCACUCAAAAAGAAUAGAAAUAACAAAAGAUUGUAAAAAUAAAUAAUAUAUACGUUAUUCUAUGAUGAAAUCUAUAUCAUCUACUUUUAUAAUAAAGUUUGAUGAUUCUGUGAUUAAAGUUGAUGAUUGUAAAAUAAUUAUGAAGAAGAUGAUAAAAAAUUCAUAAUAAUUGAGAAUGGAAUUAAUAAAAAGCAUAUAUAAAAAUUUAUAGAAGUCAUUAAAUUCAAAAUUUUAAGAUAAUUUAUGGUAAAUGAGAAAUAGUUGUUUAAAAUAGAUACUGAAUUUUAAAAUAUUGAAAAAUAGAUUGAAAACUUAAUAGUUUGAUAUGGAAAAUUUAUUAUUUUUGAAUGAAUUUUUUGGAUAUAAAUUUAGCAGAUUAAUAGUAUUUAAUCCAAAAAAUGAUAAAAUCACAACAAUAGUAAUAUAAUUAAAAAGAUUGUUUUUUGAAAUACUCGAAGCAGCAUCUCAUUAAAGUUAAGUAGAUGUAUAAAUAUUGGAUACAGUAACAGUAUCUUAUGAGGGAAGGGAAAUUAAUUAGAAAAAGGAUUCAUUAUUAAAAUCAAUAUGGAAUACUUUAGUAGAAAGAGUAGAGAGGAAAAAUAAUAGAUGGCUAAUAUAAUUAUAUAAAGAACCUUAAGUCAAUUUUACAGAUUAAUAAUAUACUUCUAAAUGA
This is a messenger RNA of Paramecium sonneborni, 1486 nucleotides long. NCBI's taxonomy places the organism in Eukaryota, Ciliophora, Oligohymenophorea, Peniculida, Parameciidae. The record is from the annotation of a GenBank genome assembly.